Messenger RNA from Monodelphis domestica (gray short-tailed opossum), 6112 nucleotides. Lineage: Eukaryota; Metazoa; Chordata; Mammalia; Didelphimorphia; Didelphidae. The record is from RefSeq and is a predicted model, not a curated record.
GGAGCCUGGCGGGAGGCGUACAGCCAUGGGCAGUGUUGGGGCUCUUAGGCUGGACUGAGUUCGAAUUCUGCCUUUACGGGUCUCUCUGGGCCCGACCCCCUCCCGCUUGUGCCUCCAGGAGCCCAAAGCCCGGAGCCCCGCCCCUUCCCCACGCCCGGGACGCUGCAGCUGGGCGGGGCUGGCUGGGGCCGAAAAGGAGCCUGGAGUGCCCGGGAUGGCCCUGCAGAUGGACAGACUCCCAGCCCAGGAGGUGGUGAAGUUCCAGGAUGUGGCUGUGGACUUCACGCAGGAGGAGUGGCACCUCUUGUCCCCUCCCCAGAAGGAGCUGUACAAGGAGGUGAUGCUGGAGAAUGCGCGGAACCUGCUCUCUGUGGGAGAGAUCAGACCUGAAAUGAAGGUCAAUCCAACAGAAGUUAGCCUUUCUUUGGAAGAAAUGGACUUACAAAGAUUCAUGAGUGAUGGUCUUGAUAACUUUGCUUCUGUGAAGUUCUGUUUUGCACCUCAAAAUUCAUCUGAUAAUGAACAUCAAAGAAUAUACACUGAAGAAAAAUCUAUUGAAAGUAAUCUGUGUGGGGAUACUUUUAUGCACAGGGCCAGUCUCUUUGGACAUCAGAGGAUGCACACUGGGGAGAAACCUUAUGAGUGCAAACAAUGUAGAAGGACAUUCACUUAUAGCUCUGCUCUUACUGUACAUCAGAGAAUACACACUGGGGAGAAACCUUAUGAAUGCAAGCAAUGUGGAAAGACAUUCACUCAAAGAUCUGGUCUUGCUUAUCAUCAGAUGGUGCACACUGGGGAGAAACCUUAUGAAUGCAAGCAAUGUGGAAAGACAUUUAGUCGUCACUCCAUUCUUACUGUACAUCAGAGGAUGCACAGUGUGGAGAAACCUUAUAAAUGCCAGCAAUGUGGAAAGACAUUCACUCAAUUUUAUGGUCUAGUUAAUCAUCAGAGGAGGCAUACUGGGGAGAAACCUUAUGAAUGCAAGCAAUGUGGAAAGACAUUCAGUCAUACCUCCUGUCUUUCUGUACAUCAGAGGCUGCACACUGGGGAGAAACCUCAUGAGUGCAAACAAUGUGGAAGGACAUUCACUUAUAGCUCUGCUCUUGCUGUACAUCAGAGAAUACACACUGGGGAGAAACCUUACGAAUGCAAGCAAUGUGGAAAGACAUUCACUCAGAGAUCGGGUCUUGCUUAUCAUCAGAUGGUGCACACUGGGGAGAAACCUUAUGAAUGCAAGCAAUGUGGAAAGACAUUUAGUCGGAGCUGUGAUCUUGCUUCUCAUCAGAGGGCGCACACUGGGGAAAAACCUUAUGAAUGCAAGCAGUGUGGAAAGACAUUCACUCAAUUGUCUGGUCUAGGUUAUCACCAGCGGAUGCACUCUGGGGAGAAACCUUAUGAGUGCAAGCAGUGUGGAAAGACAUUUAGUCACACCUCCAUUCUUUCUGUACAUCAGAGGAUGCACACUGGGGAGAAACCUUAUGAGUGCAAAGAAUGUGGAAGGACAUUCAGUCAUAGCUCUGGUCUUGCUGUACAUCAGAGAAUACACACUGGGGAGAAACCUUACGAAUGCAAGCAAUGUGGAAAGACAUUCACUCAGAGAUCUGGUCUUGCUCAUCAUCAUAGGGUGCACACUGGGGAGAAACCUUAUGAAUGCAAGCAAUGUGGAAAGACAUUUAGUCGGAGCUGUGAUCUUGCUUCUCAUCAGAGGGCGCACACUGGGGAGAAACCUUAUGAGUGCAAGCAAUGUGGAAAGACAUUCAGUUAUACCUCCAGUCUUUCUGUACAUCAGAGGAUGCACACUGGUGAGAAACCUUAUGAGUGCAAGCAGUGUGGAAAGACAUUCAGUUAUACCUCCAGUAUUUCUGUACAUCAGAGGAUGCACACUCGUGAGAAACCUUAUAAACCAAAGUAAUGUGGUAAGAGUUUCACUCAGAGAUCAGGUCUAGCUUAUCAUCAGAGGAUGCACACUGAGGAGAAUCCUUAUGAGUGCAGACAAUGUGGAAGGACAUUUAGUCAUAGCUCUGCUCUUGCUGUACAUCAGAGGAUACACACUGGGGAGAAACCUUAUGAAUGCUAGCAACGUGGAAAGACAUUUACUCAGAGCUCUGGUCUUGCUUAUCAUCAGAGGGUGCAUACUGAGGAGCAAUCUUAUGAAUGCAAGCAAUGUGGAAAUACAUUUAGUCAGACCUAUUUCUAUUUUGUGAAACAAUUUGCGUGCCCCAUUUCUGGGGAAAUAUAUCUAAUGUGAGCCUAAACUUGAAUCAGGCAAGGAUUGUUUGAUGGAAAUCAGAGUUAGGAUGGAGUUGCAGCAAUAGAGCGAUCAUGAGAUAAUUGCGGAAUGAUGUCCCCUGCAUGGGUCCUCCUAGACACUCUGAUUGGGUGGCUGAGUCAAAAUAGAAAGCCAUGGUUGACUCUUGAGGUGAGAUUUGUGGGUUACUGCACAAAUUGUUUGAUGAAUUCAGGCAAGAGCAGAUAUUCAAGCUCUUUUAUUUCACUUUUGUUGCUCACUAAACUUUCCUUUGACCAUGGCUAGAGCACCUUAAUGGUGGCCAAGGAAUAACAAGCUAAAUGGAGUAAUGAGGAAAGUAUCUCUCUCGUAUUUUUCCAUUUCCUCUACUACCUUACAUUAAUUGAGUUUAGAGCCAGUCUCAUAAUCUUUCCUCUCAUACUAUACACCACGGAAACCAGGUAUUCAAUACAUUGAGCUCUCAACUUGCUCAGAAUCAGACAGUUUACUCUCUUUUGUCAUAAACACUCCUAAGAUUAAUGUAAAGAUUUAAAAAAUUAAAACAUAUAAAAAUAAAAUGAAUUAAGAAAACUGUAAAGUAUAUAAAAAUGUGUUAAAAAAUAAAUGUCUCAAUUGAAAAUUAGAUUUUAUGGUAGUUUAUUUACAAAAGGAGAGAGAAUAAAAGUAGAGAAAUGAGAAAGGGCAGAGUAAAAAAUCUAGUUUAACAAGCUAGAUUAUUUGCUGCAGCCCUGGUUUUACUCAUGUUGGGCUAAUUAGUCCUCAACUGGAGGGCCUUCAACCUUCAACCAAGGGCUGAUAUUGAACAAAACAAGGACUCUAUCAAUGAAGCCUUUUCCAAGAUGGAGGCCUCUCCAGAGGCUAGUCCCUCUGGAAAACCAGGAAAAGGAGUCAGCUUUUUCAAAUAUCUACUCUGUAUUUCCAAGGGAAUGUCCAACUGCUGCCUCAGCAAUGUCAGAAUCUCAGGUCUACAAGGCAAAUCCUUUCACCAGCCUCUAGCUUGAACUCCAAACUCCAAAGAACUACUCCUAGAAAGCUGCACCUGCUUUUAAAGACAUUUCUUUUGAAUUUCUUCCUGUGCAUUCCUUCCACUUUAUGUGGUGCAGUUGUAGCUUUAGCUUUGCUUAGGACUGCCCAGAUGACAGUCAGUCAUUUCUGAUUCAUCACCCACUUUAGCACAUGAGGGUCACAGAUUUCCCCCACAUUAACAUAAAAAAGGGUGUAUGCACUUCUGUAAUUAAAACUAAAAAUAAGCAGGUGAUAGCUAAUCCCAUUUUCACAAUUCUACCUGUGAACAUUUGGGAGACUAGUCUCCCUAAUUGAUUAAAAUAAUCAGCUUAUAUUUCUAAAAAUCUUCUAAUUGUGAAUGUUAAAAGAUUCUCAGACUCUACCUUAGAACAUUUGGUUAAGACCAUUUCCCAUUUUAAACAGUGAAGCUACUUAGAUCUAAAAUGUGAGAACUCUACUUAGAUCAGAAAUGGGAAGACUUCUACUCCACCCGUACUUAAGACUGCUUUAGGGGAGAAAACUCCUUGCUGAACAAUGAAAAAUACUUACACCCAUACUUAAGCCAUGCAUAUUUUUAGAAUUAAUACAAAGGGGUCCUAAGUACCUAUUAAAGGUCAGGCAACUUGUAAACUUGCCAGGACAAAAAGGUGAGAACCUUACUCAGAGAUUCUAACCUACUCAGGUGUGGAUUACUAAAGGGAUUAAUCUACUCAGCUGUGAAUUCAGAAUGGGCUGUCCUUUGGAAACCGUCUACUGUGAUUGGUAGAUGGAAGAACUUAGGGGAGGUGACAUAGGAGAAAACCCCCUAUAUAAGAAAAAGGACAGACUGUUGAAGGAGAAGCUCUUGAGAAGGAGUCUCUUGAGAGACAGGCUCUAAGGAGGUUGUUGAGAGAAGGACAAUCUCUAAGGAGGUCUCUCAAGGGAGGCUGACUGUGGCUGGAACUCCCUUUGGGGAAACUCUGUCCCCCUGAAUCCUCGCUUGAACAGAUCUUAUGGUGAGUGAUAACUCACUGACUGAUCUUUUAGGGCUUAGGCCUGUGUUGGCCAGGGCUGCCCGGACCGGCCUAUUCUUUCUCAUUUAUUUCCUUUUUCUCUCUCUCUCAUUCUUUGAUUCCUCAUUGUAUUAUUAAUUAAAUUCUCUAUAAAACCCAGUUGACUUGGGUAUAUUCAUAAUUGGGAAUAUUUCCCUGGCGACCACCAUAUAUUUGAUGUAAAACAAGACACUGUAGUGAAAACAUAUUUCCUGCGGUCACAAAUUACUCACCCACUCUUAUAUCUACUACAGUUUAUAUCUUCCACUAUUUUACUCACUACAGUUUGCAACAUCAAUCAUCUUUAAUUAUUACAGUAAUCAAUAUUGAGCCUUCUAAAAAGAAACUAAUAUAGAGAUAAGAGGAAAUAGAGAGUAAGACCAGUGUUUUCUAGGCUCUUUGACAAAAAGUCAAUGGGGUAAGUCCCCUUUGGUAUUAAAGUGUAUGUUAAGAAAUGUGUUCAGGGGACUUCUGGUCAAGAUUGCGGCUUAGAGGCAGCAAAAAUUCAGACCUCUGAAAACUUUUCCUUACCGAUCACAAAUUGAAUGCUCCUAGGGCACUGAAAUUCAAACUGAACAACAGGACAGACCCGGGGAACCCUCUUUCUGGACUCAGAUCAAAAGGUAUGCCCCCAAAAGCCAGAAUCCUAGAUCACUCGGAUCUAAGGGGAAGGCAGAAGGAAGUUCAUAGGACCCAUCCCCCCCCAACCCAGAGAGUUGCGCCUGUGGCUGCUGCGAGAACCUCAGGGCCAUCAAAAGGGCCUCAGGGCUGGCUAUUCUGAAGGGCACAUUUUGAAAGCAACCUGAGCCAGUCUCAGGGGCUCCUAACCCAUGGCAGGGUAACAGAGAUGGGGGGAUCCUGUAGCCCCCUGACUGGUCCUUUCAUCUGAGUCUCACAGGAGGUUCCUGCUUCAGGGCACAUUCAGUCCAACCCAGCUGAAUCUAAUCCCAUCAGGAGCCCUCAGAGCUUCUGAAAGGACAGAAACCUCAGGUCCGGCAAAGGAGUUGCUCCAAAAGGCGAAGGGCUUCUGCAGAGGAGGUUUUUUGCUUUGGGGCUCAUCCAGCCCAACCCAGCUGAACUUAAUCCAAUCAGGAGCCCUCAGAGGUCAGGGAUGCCAGGAACCCUCCCCCCUUAGAGUGCAGGGUCUUCUGAAAGAACAGAAAUCUCAGGGCCGGCAAAGGCACUGAGGUACCUUGCGGACAGUGCUGUGCCAGGCUCAGAGCACCAGUUUAAACCACCAGUUUAAAAGGUUAUGGCAAAAGAAGAAAGGUCAGAAUUAGGGGAGGAUAUCAAAAUGCUGGGCAAUUCACAAGUGACAAUCAUAACUUUGAACGUGAAUGGGAUGAACUCAUCCAUAAAACAGACGAAUAGCAGAAUGGAUUAGAAUCCAAAACCCUACCAUAUGUCGUCUUCAAGAAACACACAUGAGGUGGUAUAUACUCACAGGGUCAGAAUUAAAGGUUUGAGUAAGAUCUGUUGGGCCUCGACUGAUAGAAAGAAGACAGGAGUUGCAAUCAUGAUAUCUGACAACGCUAAAGCAAAAAUAGACCUGAUUAAAAGGGUUAGGGAAGGUAACUAUAUUUUGUUAAAAGGAACUUUAGAUAAUGAGAAAAUAUCACUAAUCAAAAUGUAUGCACCAAAUGGUAUAGCACCUAAAUUUCUAAUGAAGAAACUAGGAGAAUUGAAGGAAGAAAUAGACAGUAAAACCAUAUUAGUGGGAGAUUUGAACCAACCACUAUCAAAUUUACAUAAAUCAAAUCAAAAAAUGAAUAAGAAAGAGGUAAAAGAAGUGAAUGAAAUCUUAGAAAAAAAUUAGAGUUAAUAGACA